This is a messenger RNA of Rotaria socialis, 648 nucleotides long. The record is from the annotation of a GenBank genome assembly. NCBI's taxonomy places the organism in Eukaryota, Metazoa, Rotifera, Eurotatoria, Philodinida, Philodinidae.
AUGGCGUCUAAACCAGUAUCCGAUACUGUCGAUUCUAUUCGUUUGAAAGAACGUAAACCACAUGCUUCAGUGACUGUUGCUGAUUUUCCAUCACAACCAUUACCUACCCAGUCGUCAUCUGACUCAUCUGACUCAUUUGAUCUUGAUAUCGAUGCAUUAGAUGCCGAAUUUCGAAGUCUUACUCUUGAUCAAGAAAAGAAUAUACAACAACUACGCGCAGAUCCACAUAAUCCAGCAAAAAAAACAAGCAAAGAGGGACGACGGUUACUUGAUGAAAACGAAAAAGAUCUGGACCAACGGAAGUAUGAAAUCGAUCAAGCCUUAAAAGUCAUCAAAGCUCAGUCAGCGGCAGAUGUAUGGUUUAUCAUGGAUUGUACUGAAAGUAUGGGAGCAUAUAUAGCAGCUGCAAAAAAUUCUAUCAAUAUUUUAACAAAAACACUCACGGCCCUGUUUAAAAUCCCACCACGCCUGGCUUUCAUCGGUUAUCGUGAUGUCAGUGAUGGAGCGAACAAACUGAUCCGAAUGAAUUUCACAACUGAUGUUGGUACCUUCCAAAAAGUUUUGGGCAACAUUGCUGCAUUUGGUGGUGGUGACGAGUGUGAAGACGUGUUCGGCGGAAUACAAGCAGUUGCAGCUCUUCAAUGGUGA